AUGGGAUCAUUAAGGUCCGGAAAGUCCAGUGACAGGGUUAGGGAAAGUAGAAGGACCAUGCUGGAGACAGAGGAGCUUGGUGUUUCAAUUCUUCAAGAUUUGCAUCAACAGCGGCAGUCUCUCUUACACACCCAUGACACGCUUCAUGGAGUGGAUGAUAACAUUGGCAGGAGUAAGAAAAUUUUAACCAACAUAUCAAGAAGGAUGAGCAGGAACAAGUGGAUUAUUGGCUCCAUAAUCGCAGUCCUUGUCGUUGCUAUCAUCUUGAUCUUGUACUUCAAACUUUCCAAAUAGACAAAAUGUCCUUGACUUAGUUUGUGAGUGUUUCGGAUAAACAUGAGUUUGUUGUUCUCAUUUGCUGUUUAUUUCUCUGCAACAGUGAGUUUUGACAUUCAUUUGAUCAAUAAAAAGAAGUUGUGCCUCGUCUAUUUUA
Camellia sinensis is the source of this 433-nucleotide messenger RNA. The record is from RefSeq and is a predicted model, not a curated record. Lineage: Eukaryota; Viridiplantae; Streptophyta; Magnoliopsida; Ericales; Theaceae.